Messenger RNA from Eublepharis macularius, 2606 nucleotides. It is a transcript of the gene PAX1, whose product is annotated as paired box 1. Bases 279 to 1400 code for a protein of 373 amino acids. NCBI's taxonomy places the organism in Eukaryota, Metazoa, Chordata, Lepidosauria, Squamata, Eublepharidae. Gene Ontology annotation, molecular function: DNA-binding transcription factor activity, RNA polymerase II-specific; RNA polymerase II cis-regulatory region sequence-specific DNA binding. The record is from RefSeq and is a predicted model, not a curated record. The transcript is spliced from 5 exons. Gene Ontology annotation, biological process: regulation of transcription by RNA polymerase II; anatomical structure development.
CCGGCCCAGCCGGGGACACCGACCGAAGGGAGCCAAUGCAGCGGCCGAGGCAGGCCGGCGCCCCGAGCCGCUGCCUGGCGACUGACGUGGGAGACGCGCCGAGGCAAGCUCGAUCCCCAACGGCGGACUGAGCUCCGGGUGGAUGCUGAGCCCCUGCCGGCCGCUCCGGACUCCGCUUCCCCAGCAGCCGGAAGGAAGAGAGGCCGCGGCCCCGGGACCGGCUGCCUUCUCUAUGCGCCCGCCGAGCGCGGAUCUGCCGGCGCUUCUCCGGGCCGGCCAUGGAGCAGACCUACGGCGAAGUGAACCAGCUGGGCGGCGUCUUCGUGAACGGGCGCCCGCUGCCCAACGCCAUCCGCCUGCGUAUCGUGGAGCUGGCGCAGCUGGGCAUCCGGCCCUGCGACAUCAGCCGGCAGCUGCGCGUCUCGCACGGCUGCGUGAGUAAGAUCCUGGCCCGCUACAACGAGACGGGCUCUAUCCUGCCCGGCGCCAUCGGGGGAAGCAAGCCGCGCGUCACCACCCCAAACGUGGUCAAGCACAUCCGCGACUACAAGCAGGGCGACCCGGGCAUCUUCGCCUGGGAGAUCCGCGAUCGCCUGCUGGCCGACGGCGUCUGCGACAAGUACAACGUGCCCUCGGUCAGCUCCAUCAGCCGCAUCCUGCGCAACAAGAUCGGCAGCCUCUCGCAGCCCGCCGGCCUCUACGAGGGCAGCGGGGGCGCUGGCGGCAAGCAACCCGCCCCGCAGCCCGCCCUGCCCUACAAUCACAUCUACCAGUACCCCUACCCGGGCGCCGUGUCCGCCUCCGCCGCCAAGCUGGGAAGCCACCCCGGCGCGCCCAUCUCCGCCGCCCACGUCAGCCUGCCUCGCUCCUGGCCCUCCGCGCACUCGGUCAGCAACAUUUUGGGCAUCCGCACCUUCGUGGACCAAAGCGGAACCCUGGCCGGGACUGAGAGCACAUCCUACCCUCCCAAAAUAGAAGACUGGCCGAGUGUGAAUAGAACCACCUUCCCCGCAGCCGGCCAAGGCGUCAACACGCUCGACAAGUCGGCGGCCGACACAGACAUUAAAUACCCGCAGCCUCCACCUGGGCUCUCGGCUGUGAGCACCUUCCUGCCCCCCUGCGCUUACCCGGCCUCCAGUCAGCCCGGCGUCUACGGAGGCCCCGCCGGGAGCUACCUCAGUCCGGCCCACCCCUGGCAGACGCAAGGCGCCCCACUCGCCCACCACCACGGGCCUGGCGUGACUGUCCACGGGGGAGAGCUGACUCCGCCCGUGGCCUUCAAACACCCCUCCAGAGAAGUCCAAGGCAGAAAACAAGUUGCCAGCCCAGCGGGAGGCAAAGCGUCAGCAGAAGCCCUCAUCAGCAUCCACGGACUUUCUAUCCCUGCCUCCUCAUCCUAGAACAUGGGGAAAUGGCACCUGAGAGAGGUGGGGAGCACCCCAGAGGAGAGAGGCGACGCAGCCACUGAGGCAACAUGGCCGCCCGAGACAACGUGGCUGCCUUCUCUCACAGAGCUUUCCCGCUGAAAACAGUUGCGGAGGGAUCCGAAAGACAAACUUGUCUCUGAGGGUGAAGGAGGUGCUAACAGGAAGAGCAUCCUUGAAAUAAAGGUGGUGAGACGUCUGCACAGGAGCACAGGGGGAAACAAGCGCCCAUGGACUAUUUUGCCUCCCAGUUGCCUGUGUGGAGAGACCCAUUUUGGGAUUUAUAAAAAAGGAGGGCGGAACUCAUAGGACUUGCUCUCCUGUUAUUUUUAUACACUAGUGAAGUGGGAAAGAAAUGGCACUUACAGCUCCUGUAAUAAUAACUAAACCACAGAAAACCGAUACUAUUGGUGCCUUACCGCACCUGUAAUAAUAAAUCGCAGAAAACCGAUACUAUUGGUGCCUUGGAAGAAUCCUUAUCAUUGCAACUCUUCUAUACGUCUAUUUCCCCCUCAAGUUGCUCUGACUUCCAGAAGGCACUGAAACACCAUCUUUCCCCACCCUCUGUGCUGUUGUGGGGUUUUUUGGGGUGGGGGGGAGAAAAAAUACAUUCUCCCUGAAUAAUAUAUGUUUCUCAUUUCCCCUUUCAUCUAAAUAUUGGCUUCACAAACACUAGGCCUGAAAAGACUUUUGUCAGGGAUUUGGAUCAACAGAAUUUUGAGUGUUUUUUUCACACACAUCCCUUCUUUUUGAUUUAAUAGCAAAGAGUUUCAGAACUGGGAUGGAAGUAUAGCUUUUUGUUUCAAGGAGGCAUGAAGAGAAACAAAGGACGUAUUGCACAAUAUGAGUGUAGCGCGCAUUCACAUGUGUUUUCCCCCUUCUCAAGUGAGCUAAGCACUCUUCUUAACACCUCAGGCCAACAUCUUGCACUGCUUCUUUGAGGCCAGUGUAGAUAGGAUCCCGCUCCCCCGACUCCCGUAAAAGGACAAGUCAGUAACAAUUUUAUCUGAUCUUAUUUUUUUUGAUCAAACCAAUAAAAGGUGAAUAAAAAUGGGGCCUGAGCGUUAUUCCUUUCAAAGCCUGUGUGCCUUGUGCAGGAAAGGGUGUUGUGUGGCUGUUGUUGCUAAAGCCACCCAUCUAGUCCAAUCCCUAACUGCAUUGAUGUAAAAUGAAGCUCCACUG